CAGGCAGAAUGAAGGCUUGUAAAACUAGGUGGAUGCAAGAUGGUACUACAUGAGGGAUCCACAAAGGGAAAUAUUGGCCACCCUGCUGCUCCUGCGGCUGCCAUUCUCACACACAGCAAAAGGCCUGAUGUGAUCUCAGACAGGCUCUGCCCCCAACAAAAUAAACCAGCAGUGGAUGCAUUUGGAAGAGAAAGAACCGACUGUCUGCGCUCAUUCAGUGUGAUGGAUGGAAUUAAAGGCUCAUUGGAUUGGAUAAUCGUAACUCUCCAAUAGUCCUAAGGCGCACUGGCAACUGGAAUAUUGCACCUUGGAGAUACUUCAGUUUGAUCAGUUUGACGGCAUUUAAAGACAAGAUAAAUUCUUCUUCAGUCAGCAGCAGUAUCACCCCGUCAUGGAGAGGUCCCUUCCUUUCCCAGGCUGGGUUAGAGCAGCGGGCUUGUUCCUGUGUUUGACCCAGACGGUCCUGGCCAUGGUCCUCAGCAACUCCACAAAACUCGAGUCCAUCCUGGACAAGUACUCAGACAAGGAUGAGGAGUGGUGGGGGGCCAGGUCUAGAGGGAAGAGGGCCAUCAGCGAGGGAGACAUGCACCUCAUCCUGGACUUGCACAACAAGCUGCGGGGUCAGGUCCACCCUCCUGCCUCCAACAUGGAGUACAUGGUAUGGGAUUACGAGUUAGAGAGGAGUGCAGAGCACUGGGCAUAUUCCUGCCGAUGGGAACAUGGACCGAGCCACAUGUUGACGCAGAUAGGCCAAAACCUUGGCGCGCACUGGGGCAGGGACCGGCCCCCUACCUACCAUGUCCAGGCCUGGUAUGAUGAGGUGAGGUACUACAGCUAUCCAUACUCCCAGGAGUGUAACCCUCACUGCCCAUUCAGAUGUUCAGGACCUGUUUGUACUCACUACACUCAGUUGGUUUGGGCAACCAGCAAUCGUAUCGGCUGUGCCAUCAACGUGUGUUACAACAUGAACGUGUGGGGCAUGAUCUGGGCUAAAGCUGUCUAUCUGGUCUGCAACUACUCUCCACCGGGUAACUGGUGGGGUCAUGCUCCAUACAAAUAUGGAGCUCCCUGUUCUGCCUGUCCAGCUAGCUACGGUGGAGGCUGCAGGGACAAUCUCUGCUACAAAGAUGGGGGUGUUGACAGGCAUCGAGCUCCUGAGCUUGAGGAGACUAACUACAUUGAACCCGAACCGGAACCAGUAAGGGACAGGGAGCCCCAGCCCAGGGCCCAGACACCAAAUCCCUCACCCAAUGACAACCUGGAGAGGAACCGGGUCGUCAGCACAGACCAGAUGUGCCAACAGGUCGACUGUGAGACUAAGCUGAGAGACCGAUGCAAGGGAACAACCUGUAACAGAUAUGAGUGUCCACCUGGCUGUCUUGACAGUCCUGGAAAAGUAGUUGGGACUGGAUAUUAUGACAUGCAAUCCAGUGUGUGUGGAGCUGCAUUACACUCUGGUGUCAUCGACAAUGAUGGAGGAUGGCUUGAUGUGACCAGACUGGGCAGAAAACAACAAUUCACUAAGUCAUACAAGAAUGGUAUUCAGUCACUUGGGAAAAACAGGAGUGCAAAUUCUUACAAAGUAGAGUCAGUGCCUGUUAAAGCAGUAAGAUGUGAUACCACCGUUGCACUUUUCUGCCCUUUCAAGAAACCUGUUCGACACUGUCCCAGGUUAUACUGUCCCAGGAACUGCCUACAUGACAGUCAAACCCGAGUCAUUGGGACAAACUACUACGCUGAUAAAUCUAGUAUCUGCCGAGCAGCUAUUCAUGCUGGAGUGAUCCAGAAUGAGUCAGGAGGGUACCUCGAUGUGAUGCCUGUGGACAAAAGGAACCAGUACAGUGGCAGCUACCAGAAUGGCAUCACCUCAGAGAGCCUACUGAACCCAACAAGUGGAAAAGCCUUCAGAGUGUUUGCAGUUAUCUGAAAAACCCCUCUCAAAGGACCAUCAAACAUGGCCACUUCACAUCCAGCAAACCCUCUCACUGUCAGCUUAUAACCUGUAAUUACAUUAAUUCCUACAGUACAUAUUUUAACUUUACAGCCUCUUGUACUAAAAGUGCAACAUGACUUAACUGCUGGGAUCCCCUCAAAGUGUGGUCAGAAGUUAAUCAGUGUCCAUAAACAACUGAGCGAACUAUGUUUGGUCGAUGAAGAUAGUGGAUUUCUCUUGCCUUACGUCUUCUCUAAAUUUCUAGAGUUGACCGUAAUAAUCACAUUGGGCUGCCAUGCAUCAUUUGCUGACAUGACAUUAUGUUUUUCAGUAAUUAAAGUUGAAUAUACACCACAAAAUUAAGCAGCACUCCAAAUGUCUCCCACAAUUUUAGACCUUGAAAAUUAAGAUAUGACAUCAGUGUCUUUCCCGAAGCUUUAUGCAUCAGCUCUAUUCAGAGUUACACCUGGUAAGUAACGGAGCAGACAGAUACAGAGUCCAAAAAUAUUGUGUCUUUUGUGGGAACAAGAUUAUCCUGUCGCUUUUUAGUCCAACCAUUUGUGCUGAAAUACAUUCCCUGGGCAUUUGUUGCCCAUCACACUUGCCAAAAUGUUACAUUGGAUAUUCUGUGGAGGACCAAACUAGACAUCAAAAUUAUGAAGUAACGUUACAAAAACCUUGAUAACAUUUAUUGAAAAACUUUAAGACAGAAUUAAAUAAAUAAAUAGUAAGAGUUGUGGAUAAGGAUACUUUUCUAAACUGAUACACUGUUGACAAAACUGCAAAUAAAGUAGAUUAUGACACUUUAUGAUAUGAAUUUAAACAGAAAAUUAAUUAAGACACUACAAACUCAAAUUCUUUUUGGACUGAAUAGGUCCUACCUUUGGGUCCAGUAUCCAAUUCUAAACAUUACAUCCAUGAUGCCUUCUAAGCUUAUUCUAUUUAAAUAAAAUGACCCAAAACCUUGAAAAUACAUUUAUGGAAUUAGAUCUAGGAGUGCUAACAGAGAACUUGUAAACAAACUGGUAGUCCACCAUUGUUGUUUGAGGCUCAUGAUCAUCAUUAGACAAAAAAAAAAAAAAAAAUGGGCACGCACAAAUGGAGGUCAUCACUUCAUAGUUUCCCAAAUGCUUUUUUUUUUACAUGUCCAUGUGGAUCCUCAUAAACGACAGUUGAGGAAUCUAAAAUGUGUUUAAAAAUGAUCUGUUUUAGUGACAUAAAAGCCCUUUUGCAUGAUCUUUAGAUAAAUAUGCCUGUGGCCUUAGAUUCUGGUCCUGAUGAUUUUAGUAGUAGUAUUUUUGGUAUUCCAUAUUAUGCAUGCAAUUUUUUUUUUUACAUCUUUACUUACUCUUACAUCUGAUUUGGCCCUCCAUAAGAUAUUUCUUUGAAUAACAAUGGCAGUAUAGCAGCAAUGCAGCCAAUACAGACUGUAUAUUUUUGUACAUAAUGUUGUAAAUAAUGCUGAACACUAUGCCAAGAUAUGCUUGCUACUGUUGCCUUUUUCAUUUACAUUUCAGACACCUUGCCAGCCAUAUGAAGUCAAACACGCAAUAAGCAGUAGACGCUCAACAGAUUCUGUGUGCAAAACUUAUAUUUGUCAUUCAAGCUUAGUUUUUUAUAAAAGGACAAAUUUUGCAAUAUUAGUAUAUUCAUAUGUUUGUAAAUAUCAUGUAUGUAACAUAUUGUAUUAUUUUAUGCUGUAUUUCCCAGCUUUUGUUAAUAGAUUUAUAUAAAUGGACCCUGGCUGGCCAGGAAUGUGCAUGGCAAACUUAUAAUUAAAAUACUUGGAGAUAAAACAUAAAACUGUUUGUGUCAUUUCUCAUUGUAUUGCAUUUAACAUUACAUUUACAUUUACAUUUAGGGCGUUUAGCAGAUGCUUUAGUCCAAAGUAACUCACAGUAAGUACAUUUGUCACCGGAAAAAAAGUCACCCCAUAUCACUAUCGAUAAAGUAAAAAAGACAAAAUAGAAACAACAGUAAAAAAUAGAAACAAUUAUCAAAGAAUCACUGUUAUAAAAUCAAUAAAUUAUCUUCUCUUGUUCAGGAUUAUGCUCUGAUGAGAUACUAAACUGAAGUUCCAGGCAUGAAUCUGCUCCUUGGUUCAUCACACUUGUUGACAUAUGGUUGAGUGCCCACACUAUUUUAAUAUCGGUCCCUGCAAGCAUCCAGAUAGCCUGAGAAAUGUUUGCGUUAACAUUUUAACACAUCUCACAGCCAGCUGUGGAUCAAACUCUUUCUAGAAAGCUGUGGGUGCUUCCAGGAACUGUGGGGAAGGCAGAGGGAGAGAAAAAUGCUUGUUUCAGGUCCAGGAAGGAGAGCUUAUCCACCAGUUGGCUUCACAUGUUUCAAGUCAGGGACAAAAUAGUUGUCAGUCCAGGCAAAACAGUAGAUGUCAUUACAGUGUACCAACUAAA
Molecule: messenger RNA, 4347 nt
Organism: Acanthopagrus latus (yellowfin seabream)
Lineage: Eukaryota; Metazoa; Chordata; Actinopteri; Spariformes; Sparidae
Product: cysteine-rich secretory protein LCCL domain-containing 1-like
Exons: 17
Coding region: 392-1927 (511 amino acids)
Cellular component (GO): extracellular region
Source: RefSeq, a predicted model, not a curated record